CGUCUUUUCAGACAGACUGUUUUUGCUGCAGUGAGCGGUAGCCGUGGAGAGGGAGCGAGAGACACAGCGAUCCAAACAGAGAGAGAGAGAGAGAGAGAGAGAGAAACGGGAGGAAUAACAAGGAGUCCGGCGAAGGAACGAGGAGAUACAAAAAAAGAAAAAAGUCGAUAAAAGCAGAUUGAGAGGAUCGAGGCUCCGGACAAGCGACUGCUGCGCAUCAGAGGAGGAAUCUUACACCGGGACCUGGUUGGAGAUCCAGCGGAACCAACAAAACAGCCCGACUCCGGAGGCGGAAUAUAACGGUGACUCUCAAGAGCCCCUCUGCCCUCCUGGGGAUUCAGUGAGACGGGCGGACCCGUGCACCCGACCAUGGCCUCCCCAUCAGCCCGCUCCUCCGCGCUGUGGAGCGUCAGCUUGUUGACGGUGCUGCUCGCCGCCGCGGUCCACAGCAACAUUGUCUACGACGAAGACCCGUUGCAGCCAGUGACCUCAGACGAGACGGUGUCCGUGGGCGGCACGGUGACUCUGACCUGCCGGGUGGCCGAGAGCGACAGCUCCUCUCUGCAGUGGUCCAACACCGCACAGCAGACCCUGUACUUUGGAGAGAAGAGAGCUCUCAGGGACAACCGCAUCCAGCUGCACCACUCGACGUCCACCGAGCUCUCCAUCACCAUCUCUGACGUGCAGCUGUCGGACGAGGGCGAGUACACCUGCUCCAUCUUCACCAUGCCGGUCCGCACCGCCAGAGCCACCGUCACCGUGCUAGGUGUGCCCGGCAAACCUCAGAUCUCGGGCUUUGAGAGCGCAGUGCCGGAGGGCGGCAAAGUCACCCUGACCUGCACCAGUACCGGCAGCAAACCCCCCGCCAGGCUGAUCUGGUUCCACGGAGACCAGCAGCUGGAAGGGCGCCCGAACGUGGUGGAGUCCGUCCCGGACGACCCCACGUACAACGUGAGCAGCGAGCUGACGCUGGAGGUGAGCCGCGGCGACGACGACACGGUCAUCACCUGCGCCGUCGACCAUCAGUCGCUCGCCCCGGGGGACAAGAGGAGCGAGCAGACUCUGCGGGUGUUGUAUUCCCCAAUCGUGGAGAUCCAACCUGACAGCAAUUUGCCCAGAGAGGGGGAGAAGUUUAAUCUCAAAUGUUCGGGCAAAGGCAACCCAGAGCCCACCUCGUACAUAUGGGAGAAGAAGGACGGUGAGCUCCCCUCGCUGGCCAAAGUCGACGGCGCCUCCCUGCACUUCGAGAUGCUCAACAAAUCAGACAAUGGCGUCUACCUCUGCCACGCCGACAACGGCAUCGGCAACAGCCAGGGGGAGUACACGCUCCUGGUGCAAGAUCCCAUGGACCCAGACAACCCGGACUCCACCUCCCCAUCCCCUGACUCUACAAUAUCCCCAUCCCCCCCUCCCAGCGCCUCCCUCCCCUCCUCGUCUCCCAGCGCCUCCCUCCCAUCCUCCCCUCCCACCGUCUCCCUCCCAUCCUCCUCCCCCCCCACCGUCUCCCUCCCAUCCUCCUCCCCUCCCGAUGUAUUAACCGGCUCCAGCUCCGAUUCCACAUACUCCUCAUCCUCUCCCACUCCCACUCCCGGCCCCUCAGAGGCUGACGGGUCGACCACCAUGUCCGAUAUCUCCACCACCACUCUCUCCGAUAUGUCCGCCACCACCACUCUCUCCGAUAUGUCCGCCACCACCACUCUCUCCGAUAUGUCCGCCACCACCACUCUCUCCGAUAUGUCCGCCACCACCACUCUCUCCGAUAUGUCCGCCACCACCACUCUCUCCGAUAUGUCCGCCACCACCACUCUCUCCGAUAUGUCCGCCACCACCACUCUCUCCGAUAUGUCCGCCACCACCACUCUCUCCGAUAUGUCCGCCACCACCACUCUGUCCAACGUCCUCUUCCCCGACCUGCCCCUCUCCUCGUCUUCCCCCUCCCCAGCCUCGCCAUCUCUCGACCCUGCAAGCCUUGCUCCGUCCACUGCCCCCGCCACUCCCUCCUCUUCCUCCUCCUCGUCCUCCUCCUCCCCCACCGCCCCCGCCUCCUCCUUUACGCGCUCAGUUUCUGUCCAGGUGACUGGAGUUUACACUUUCACAGAAGCCGCAGACAACAGUGCAGACCCCACAGCCAUGUUGACCUCUUCGGGGGUGGACCACGCUGUGAUCGGAGGGGUGGUGGCCGUGAUCGUCUUCAUCCUGCUCUGCCUCCUCAUCGUCCUCGGCAGAUACCUCAUCCGACACAAAGGGACGUAUCUGACCCACGAAGCCAAGGGCUCCGACGACGCCCCCGACGCCGACACGGCAAUCAUCAACGCCGAGGGAGGCACCUCCGGCGCAGAGGACAAGAAGGAGUACUACAUCUAGACACAGAGGACCGGGCGCAGUGGAGAAACGGAGCCGGAGGAGGAGGAGGAGGAGGAAAAGAUGGAGGACGUGUGGUAGAGGGGAUGGGGGGGGGGGAGAAAACCUCCAUUUUGUUUCUCACAACGCUUCAGUUCUUCACGCGGCCGGACGGACGACGGGGAGGGGAGGUGAAAAAGGAACUGUGGGCAGCGUAAAGUGAUGAGUUGAGCUUCAACUGGUACUACCCCCCCCCCCCCCCCCCCCCCCUUUUUUUGCUUUGAUACAGGGAAGUGAGAUUUUGCACUGAUAAUACGGACAAACUGAAGUUACACACUCACUCACACACACACUCACACACACACUCACACACUCACACGCGAGUCAUUUUUUUUGGGGGGGGGGGGGGUUCACGGACUCGAAUGCUCGUAGACGCUCUCAGAAUAACAAAAACACAAGCUUCCUACUAACACGUCUGACUUGUGACACCGUGACGCAUUCCCUCACACGCAUCGCAUCGCAUCCCGAACCGCCACGGCCCUCGCAAAAGGGAAAAAAAUUGUAAAUCACAUUCCCCCGGCAAAACCCGCUGUUCCACUUCCCACCGCCAGGCCGAACCUGUCGCCCCCCCCCCAUCGACAUUCGAAACCGAACCAGCUCUUGUCUCUUUUCCCCGCAUCUUUGUUUUUCUUUUCCUUUUGUUUGUCACAUCCUCUUCGUGCGUCAAGGCGGCGUCCCUCCGUGAACCUCCUGGCGGCGGAGAGAUCCACCUAAAUUAUUACCGACAGACACAAUCUCCCCUUUUUCUCACUGUUUAAAUCUUUUUUCACACCAUCCACUGUCUUUCUGCGCGCUCCCACACACACACACACACACACACACACACACACACACACACACACCCUAGCUUCCUCCUGACGCAGCAUCACACAACACGCAACACUCAUGCAGAAAAUAACAUCCUCGCCUUGGGCUACAAAGCCAAGGCGCUCCCGUAUACAUAUAUAAAUAUAUAUAAAUAUAUAUAUAUAUAUAUAUAUAGAAUUAUAUAGCAUUCUUUUUACUUGACGGGAAAUGUUCGGUGUGCACCCCCUGGCCUCCCUGUCGCUCAUUCUUCUCUCCCUGUAUCUCGUACUGGUCUGUUGCUGCAUUACAGUAACGUAUAUACUAAAAAAAAGAAAAAGAAAACGCCUGCCUGUUUUUUAUUACGUGCGUGGAAAAAUGCUGAGUCGAAAAAAAACCCCAUCAGUAUCCGGGGGGAGAAAGAAGAUAUAUAUAUAUAUAUAUAAAUGACGACGACGAGAACGUUGCGAUGAAGACUAACCUUAUCUGCAAAUACUUGUAUGAGGAAUGCUCUCCUUUUUUUUUCUUCCUUCUUUUUCAUUUGAUGUCAUUGGGUUCCCAUGAGGUCAGCGAGGGAUUUCAUCUCUCGUCAGUGUUACUGUCAGUGUUAACGGUUUACAGUGUCUGUCAGUCCGUCAGCCCACGGAUAUGAAUUCUUUCUCACGCGGUGGUUCGUGAUUUUGAGGUUUUUAUGGGUUGGUUUUUUUUUUCGGUGCUGUUUGUUUAUUUCCCCUUCCUCUUCCUGUUGCCCUGCGUCCACUGCCGCCAUUUUGUCCCCCUGCCCCCCCCCCACCCCCUCCCAAAAAACAGAAACUGUAGCAAAACCAAUGGUCGAGACACGUUAUCGGCGAGGGGUUUUCGUGGAGCGUCGCCGCCUGGUGCCCGUCGCCCCGCCCGGCCCUGCUGACCUCGCCUCCCGCCUCCCGCCUCCCGCCUCCGACUCGUGCUGGGUUUUUUUUCUCCCUCCGCUUGUCUUGGCGCUUCCACCCAAUCGAGUAGUGACACCAUGACUUCCUCCUCCUCUGAAGAAGAAGAAGAAGAAGAAGAAGAAGAAGAAGAAGAAGAAGAAGACGCUGGCACAGUCGCUGCUUUGCGAGAGGCGUGGCGAAGAGCGCUCGCUUUUUUGCUGUCCCCUACAGGGCCCAACGGGAACUGCCUACAUGCGUUACGACAAACUCACUGGCAAAAAAGAGAAAUUGUUGCUGUAAUUGAGCUUCUGCGCGCGCGUGUGUGCGUGUGUGUGUGUGUGUGUGUGUGUGUGUGUGUGUGUGUGUGUGUGUGUGUGUGUGUGUGUGUGUGUGUGCUGUUUUUUUGUUUUUUUUUUGCAAAGCAGGAAUCAUUCAGCCGGCUCAGCGGGAAAAAAAAAAAAAGGUUCCCACAAACGAACGGUGCUUUGUUCAGGUUGGCGAGUUCGCCGGGUUCCUGGCGACGGCUCCGAUUGGCCCCGGUCGCGGAAAUUGAUUGCAAUCUCGCUAAGAGGCUCUUGGCUCCGGACUGUUCACGUGCCAAGGUCUCGGCCCGGCGGGGGGGGGGGGGGCCACGUGGCGCCGAGGCCGGAGUCUGGGCCGCCGCACUAACGCUGAAGAAAGUCAUUUGGGGACUUAAAUGUCCUCCCUCCCCUCCCUCCCCUCCCUCCGCCCCGCCCGUCCAUUCCUUUCCAUUCUUUAAUUAAUCAUCCGGUCUGCGUCCUGAUCCACCUUCACCCGGCCGCUCCUUCCCUCGUCACCCCCUCCCCCUCCCCCUCCAUCUCUUGGGCGAUGUGCGACUCUCCCGCUCGCCGGUUUCCUCUCUCACCCGGGAGUUCCGCGUAGACGUACAGUGGAAGUAGCGUCUGUAGGUUUUCUCGCCGACCGGCUCCUCCACCACGGCGCCGUUCGUUUGGACGGCCUUCUCCCCCGUAGACAGUUACGUCUGUGUUCGUUCUUUUUGUACACCUCUUUUGGGAAUGUUCAGGGAUUGUGCUUUUUUUCGUACCCCCCCCCCCCCGCAUUAACUUUGCUACCUAGCUGGCUGCGUUCGAAUCCAAGUGGCCCCAGCUGGUGUGUCUAUAAGCUAGCUAAUACACAAAGGGUGAUGUGACCCCCGGAGCAGGGUCAGCUGGUGUCGUUCUGAUGUUCUUUGGUCCCCCCCCCCCCCCCCCCCCCCCCCCCCCCCUUCUUCUUCCCCGGGGAUCUCGCAAAGCUCGGCUUUAAAACAGGGUCGGACGCGGGGGUUUUUUUUAUUAUGCACCGGACAAUUUCGAAAAAAACAACCCCCGAGGUGAAUGAUGUCUGCAGACCAGAGGAAGGAGUGUGGGGGCGGGGGGCGGGGGGGCCGCUCUGUCCACUCGAGAGACACCUCGAAUUCUGCUCCGCGAAAGGGACGCCAGGGGAAAACCUGCCUCGUACUCAAACAAAAGUGUGUAGUGUCUUCUUAAAAACUAAUGGACCUGUAUUUGCCUGUAACUUAUCGUCCUGUCCUUCUUUGGUCUUAGUUAAUGUGCUAGCAUGUAGCUUGCAUGAGAAAAACGGCGGGAGAAAAAUGUAGAUAGUGUCGUCUGGAGGAGGAGGAGGAGAAGUGCUCGACGAAGCUUCCUCUCCUGGGACAAGGAGGAAGGGCAAAGGUCGGGGCCCCCGCGCUGACCCUCGCCUGCUGUUCUCUGAUCUGCACACAUACCAGUUAGAGCCCCCGCACGCGUAGCUCCUCCACACAACCGCUAAAGCAUAGGGAGUAGGAGUGGCUGUAUCCUUCUCAUCCCACCACCGCUACGUCGCAGAGGUACAAAUGGCAUCGAAUUGGCCCGUGCCAUCAUGAAUUUUUCCGUGCGUCCGUGCAGUAAUGACAAGCUGUCACCAGAUGCCAGCAGACAGCAGCUUUUCUGGUCCGAGCUGUCCUGUCCCGUCCCGUCCUGUCCUGUCCCGUCCCGUCCCGCCACUCAACUCUCGCCGACUCCCCUUCAGGGCAGUCGCACACUCGCUGCCACUCAUCCCCGUUUUCAAUUUGAUUCAAAUUUCAAAACUUUUUUUAAAUUUACGUUUUGUAAAAACUUACAAAUAGAAGGAAAGGUGUGCAUAGUCUUAAAUUUAUUACUUUCAAUUCAAUUGAUAAUCAUUUGAUUUAUUUUUAUUUUUAAGGUUAGAGAAGUUUAGUUGUUGUUUUUUCUGCGUAUUUUAUUGUUUCAACAACCAGUUUUUAUAUCAUUUUGUGUACAUAGUGUUGCCUUUACUGGAUACUCUUUACAUACGCGUACCCAUACACACUUUGCACACACACACAAACACACACACACACACACACUUUGGGUAUACACGCACAUUCACACACAUAUCUGCAUAUGCACAGCCGUCUGUGACGACGGUGCAUUUGUACAUAUGUGUGUGUAUGUGCCUUUGUGUAAGAGUGUGACACGUGUAUCGAUCGACCCCCAAACAGACUCCGGAGACAAUAUACGUUCGCAAAAAUGUCUUUUUUCCUUUUUCUUUCAAUGACGGCCACGACGUGUUUGUUGUUGGCGUCAUUAUUUUUGGAUGACAAGUCUUCCUCUUUUGAAUAAAUGUCCAUAUCACGUGAGAAUAUAGUGCUGUGUCGCGUACGUUAAGUUUGUCCCAUCGCCGGUGAUGUCAUCGAGGCGAGAGCCGACCGCCGCAUGCCGUGGUGGGUUGUUCGGCUCUCUGUUGGCCGUUAUGUUCAUGAACUAUUUGUUUUUAAUUUGGGUUAUUUUUUCUGUUAAAAAAUACCAGUUCAGUUGUUGACUUCAAUAAACAUGCAUUUGGGUUAAUUUCA
Molecule: messenger RNA, 6945 nt
Organism: Scophthalmus maximus (turbot)
Lineage: Eukaryota; Metazoa; Chordata; Actinopteri; Pleuronectiformes; Scophthalmidae
Gene: cadm3
Product: cell adhesion molecule 3
Exons: 12
Coding region: 370-2364 (664 amino acids)
Biological process (GO): homophilic cell-cell adhesion
Cellular component (GO): presynaptic membrane
Source: RefSeq, a predicted model, not a curated record